CGGUGGAUAGAUUUUGUACAGUUUAGCAAUGAUUUCGUCAAGCGUUACGUCGUCGUCGUCGUCGUCGUCGUCGUCGUCGGCUUCCUUUCUCAUCGUUAUUCUAACGUUGAGCUGCAAUGUUAUUUGUAGUAAUUCGAGUAGUUGGUUAAAUUCGUUGGAAAAGAUGGAGAAAAGCAAUCGUUUGCUCACUCGUGACCAUACUUACUUUAAUAUUGACAAUUUUUCUACAACGGAAGAUGAACUGGACACAGAGAGAAUCGUUGGUGGAAAGUAUGCGAGGAAAAAUCAGUUUCCGUUUAUGGCUGCAGUGCAUCGAAUGAUGGGCAAAGGUAUGGUUUCGCAGUGCGGUGGAACCAUCAUUUCUCCGAGAUGGGUAUUGACGGCGGGUCAUUGCGUAGCAUCCAAGCCUCCUUCACAAUUCCUUGUCGUUUUCGGGGUAAUCGAUAAGAGUGGUAUGGGAUAUAAUUACUAUCAUGGACCUGGUUUAUCAAUGAUGACGAAGAAAGUAGUUGUUCACCCUGGUUACAAACCAUCCGUAAACGACAUUGGUUUAUUGUACAUGCCACGUAAUAUACCAUUCUCAGAAAACAUUCAACCUAUUCAACUAGCUGGUCAUAACGACAUCAGAGAAACUUUUGCCAAUAGGAUGGCUAUUGUUAUCGGAUGGGGAAAAGAUAGAUCUACUGGAACAGGAACAAAAAGAUUAAAGUACGCCAGCUUACCGAUCAUUUCGAACUCUGAGUGUAGUUCAUUUUGGGGUAUAACGUACAAACACGUGUGCACGGCAGCAAAUUAUGGACAAGAUGCUUGCCAGGGCGAUAGCGGAGGUCCUCUGAUCGUAUUUGAAAAUGGCGUUCCUCUUCAAGUUGGAAUCGUCAGCUACGGAGACGUAAAUUGUCCUAGCAACAAACCCGGCGUUUUUUCCAGGUGCACCGGUUACAUCGAUUGGAUUUCAUCUGCAACAGGACGUCAUUUUGUUUGCGAUUCUAUAGAAGAAAAUAAUGUAUUUAACAUCUCUUUCAUCAAUCAAGAUUCUGAACCGAAUAUUCAGAAUCUCGAACAACAAUUGUCGACGGAUCCCCACGAUACAGACAAAAUAGCAGGUGGUUAUUACGCCGAAGACGAACAAUUUCCUUUUAUGGCGGUUGUUCAUCGAUUGUUACCUCAUGGAGCAGUCUCUCAGUGUGGAGGUACUGUGAUUUCAAGACGAUGGGUCUUAACGGCAGGACAUUGCGUAGCCAAUUUACCGCAUCGAUUUCUCGUCGUUUUUGGCGUUAUCAAUAAAUCAGGCAUAGGAUACAAUUUUAAUUACGGUCCUGGCGUCUCGAUGAUAACAAGGCACGCCGUCACGCAUCCACGAUAUUAUCAUAAUAUCAACGACAUUGGAUUGUUAUACAUGCCACAAAAUAUACCUUAUACUGAAAAAAUUCAACCGAUACGACUAGCCGGUUACAACGAGGAAGGACAAUCGUUCGCAGACUUGAAUGCCUACGUGAUAGGAUGGGGAAAAGAUCAGCAGAAUAGCGCAGGUACAAAAGCUUUAAAAUACGCUAUAUUGCCUGUACUCAGCAACGAUGAAUGCAGUCGGUAUUGGCAUAUAGAUGACAGGAAUAUAUGUACAGCAAAUGACUUUGGACAAAAUGCCUGCCAGGGUGACAGCGGCGGUCCUCUUAUUAUAAUGAAGAAAAACAACAGACCGCUUCAAGUUGGCAUCGUAAGCUUUGGCGACGGUAUUUGUCCAAGCGAAAGACCGGCUGUUUUCACAAGAGUGUCAACGUUUAUACCAUGGAUUGAACGCGUCACCGGAAUCCGUUAUUGAGUUGCGACAACUCAACUGGUUCAUAUCGGACAUAUCGAUUCGACAUUUUUAUAUCUUUACAUAUGCAUGUAA
Messenger RNA from Osmia bicornis bicornis, 1891 nucleotides. Its product is annotated as serine proteinase stubble-like. The transcript has 8 exons. The record is from RefSeq and is a predicted model, not a curated record. Gene Ontology annotation, biological process: proteolysis. Bases 29 to 1819 code for a protein of 596 amino acids. Lineage: Eukaryota; Metazoa; Arthropoda; Insecta; Hymenoptera; Megachilidae. Gene Ontology annotation, molecular function: serine-type endopeptidase activity.